GGAGAUUUGGGGUUAUGGAACUGGACGAUACCUACCCCGAUGCAUCUGGAAACGUCCCUGCCCAUCACUCGCCACAGUUGACCUGCGUACGCCCAUGCGAUUGGACCGACCAGCCGUGUGGACUGUUCAUAGAGGUGGACAAGAUCCGUAUUGAAGACCACCUGUGGUUUUGGCAUGGGGUUGAAGCGAAGAAAGCCACUCCCUGCCGAUUCGAGGGUUGCCCGGACGCAGGGACGAUGAUGUAUUUGAGCCGUCACAUCGAAGGGGUCCACUUCGCUACGUCCUAUCAAUGCCCCUAUUGCAAGAAGCUGUCGUCGAGGACCGAUUCUUUGGCUCGGCAUCAGAAGGGGUGCAAACCAUUGCUUGCUAGCAGGGCUCAUGCUGAACAUGGAAAGUACCAAUUCCAUCACCAAGCGAUGAUCAAGUCAGUUUCUGGAUAUAUCGUUCCUGCCAACAACGCGACCUAGGACAACGCCUGAAUAUUGUUGACUCCAAUUCUUGACACAACUUCUCUCUACGUCUGAUGACAAUCAUUCCAUUCUAUUACCAACAUUCCUUUAGAAUAUUCUCUCUACGGCUAACGACACUCGUUUCAUUUUGUUACCAACGUUCCUUUUGAAAUUUAUUCUCUCUACGGUUAAUCACACUCGCUUCAUCCUAUCACCGACAUUCCUUUCGAAUAUUCGCUCUUUUCGUCCUUGCUUAGUGUAUCUUCUAUGUGGUUAUUGGGUUAUCUUUAUUGCACGCUGGACGUGGCUAUCGUACCUUACCAUCGUGCUCGGUCUAUCUUACAUAUGGUUGUUGUAUGGGAAGGAAUUUGGAAGUAG
Messenger RNA from Suillus fuscotomentosus, 827 nucleotides. RefSeq lists its product as uncharacterized. NCBI's taxonomy places the organism in Eukaryota, Fungi, Basidiomycota, Agaricomycetes, Boletales, Suillaceae. The transcript has 2 exons. Bases 15 to 467 code for a protein of 150 amino acids. The record is from RefSeq and is a predicted model, not a curated record.